This is a messenger RNA of Phytomonas sp. EM1, 901 nucleotides long. The record is from the annotation of a GenBank genome assembly. NCBI's taxonomy places the organism in Eukaryota, Euglenozoa, Kinetoplastea, Trypanosomatida, Trypanosomatidae.
GAGCGAUGAUAAAUUAAUAUAGUAAUGCGUCCAGUUAAAUAUGAAGUUUAUGAGAGCGGUUCUUCUGAUAAACUAAAUCAUCAUGUGAGUUCGCCAUUGAUAGGUAUUCCUUUCGACGGAAGUAUAUCAGCUGGGAUUCCCCUUGAAAACACGGUUACAAAUUGCAAAACAUAUCUGCGUACAAAUACUCAAAGAAUUCCGACUCGAUUAAGCUCAUUAUGUCCACAUAUUUUUUUAUCGGAAGCUGAGCGCGCUUUUUGGGUCGGUGUUUUUGAUACUGAGACCCUUUUGGCUCGAGCGCGACAUGGAUAUGAAUUUAGUGAAAAUGAAGCUAAAAACGCUCAUCGUUUUCUCUCAAGUCAUUCGUCAACUGUAAAAUAUUCGAAUCUUGAUGAUCUAGAGGCAGAGUUGAAGCAACUUUUAGAAUUAUCCGGAGCUAUGGGCUUAAGAAAAGGAUCAAACCCUAGUAUUAUAUCUGACACAUUAGAAGUACUUUCUGUUUCAGAACUCACAAACGUUGAAGAAUUUUUUACCAUAUUCCAGGAUAGUCUUAAAGGAAAAGGGGGAGGUUUUACGAAAGAGCUAAUUUCUAGGCAUUAUCCAGUUUCGAUUCUUUUAGAUAAGUUGGAGGAAAUGAUUAAUUCCUUAGAGAUUCAGAUGAACCUUUUUUGCACUACUGCUGCUUUGUUAUCGAAUAUUUUUGAUGAUAUUGACAAGCUCCAUAUGACAUUUUGAAGAACUUGAAAUAUUUUUCAUUUUUUGAAAAAUAAUAUCACGUAUCACAAACUCUUUCCUCCUUUUUAAAUAUUUGUGAGAGUGAAGAGCUGUUGAGGGUGACAAUUUAGUAAUGAGUGUACAGUGAUGAUUUUUACUCUAAUCAUUUGUUUUUAAAACCUCCAAA